UUAUUAAAUUCAAAUUUAAGGACAAAAUAUAAUGGCACGGUGUAUUAAUAAUGUUUGAGUCGUACAUAAAUAGCCCUUCAAUUCUUUUCUUUUAAAAGAUCAUUAUUAGGCAUAAACUAUAAAGGACAAUCAUGUUUUAAAAAAAGCACACAUGACCAAAACGUUGACGAAGCCAUAUGCACAAUCCCUAGACGAAACCACAACCCCACCUUUUCUUCCAAUAAUUAACAAUCUCUCACAAAAAAAGAAACCAUCAGCAAGAACCCUCAAAUGGGCGGCGGAGACAAACAGACACACCACAGCGAACCACCGCCGAUACCAAAAGGGUGUGUGGCGGUGGUUGUCGGCGGAGCGGCGGAGGAGCAACAGAGGUUUAUGAUCCCAGUGACGUACUUGAACCACCCUUUGUUCUCGCUGCUUCUAAAAGAAGCCGAAGAAGAGUACGGUUUCGAUCACGACGGUCCGAUCAACAUCCCCUGCCGUGUGGAGGACUUCCGCCGUAUCCGCCGUCUGAUCGACGAAGAAGACUCCCGCCACUCUCAUUUAACUUCUUGCUUCAAGACCAAGGCUUGAAUUCUUCUUUCUUACUAAUUUUUUUAGAUACCCUUUAUAUACUACGGAGUAGUAAUUAUUUCUACGCCAUCCUUUACUAAAAGUUGUGCAUGGAUGAUGGCUCAGUAUUUGAUAAUAUAAUUGAAGGUGAUUUCAUCUAAUCACAUGUGUGUACAGUUGCUUAUUAGAAAUUUAUUUGUUCAUACAUGGAAGAAUUGCCAUGGUCCAUGGCGAUGAUGACGAUGAAAAUGAAUGACAGAAUUAGAUUUAGCUAUAUUAAUUUAUUGCUAUA
Molecule: messenger RNA, 844 nt
Organism: Cuscuta epithymum
Lineage: Eukaryota; Viridiplantae; Streptophyta; Magnoliopsida; Solanales; Convolvulaceae
Source: the annotation of a GenBank genome assembly